GAGUUUUGUACAUUUAUACAAUUACUAUUAAUUUUUUUAGAAAUAGUAAUCUAUUUAUUAUGCUUUGCAAUUGGUGGUCCAUUAAAUGUGAUCUGCUUUGGACGAUCAUUUCGAAUGUACGAAAAGAAUAGAAAGUAUCAAAAUCAUAUACUUCUUCUCAGACUACAUUUGAAUAUCGCGGAUUUAUUAACAAUUUUUAUUUAUACUCCAACACAAAUUAUUUGGAUGGCAACUUUUCAGUGGUAUGGUGGUGAUGUGCUAUGUCGUAUAUGCAAAUUUUUCCAUACAUUCAAUUUUUAUUUAAAUUCAUUUGUCAUUGCUGUGAUGGCAAUUGAUCGAGCACAAGGAACUUAUCGAAUUAAUGAUAUAAAAGCAUCAAAAUUAGCAUUCCGAUGCGUUAAAUAUAUGCUUGCAUUUUCUUAUAUCGCUGCAACCAUUUUUUCAAUGCCACAAGUAUUUAUAUUUCGUGUAUUUCAACCAAAUGAAUCUGUUGAAUUUCGACAAGUUCUGCAGGUACUUCGCCUAGAAAAGAUGUAUAAUAUAACUCAUUUAUUGUUAAUAUUUUGGAUUCCAACGGCAAUUAUUACAUUUUCUUAUAUAUUUGUAAUUUAUAAGCUCAAUUCAAUGAAACGCAAAAAUCGACAAAAUUGUACAGAAAUACCAUUUCCAAUAGGUUAUAUUGCAAAACGUCAAGCAGCAAUGAUUCUGAUUGCUUACUUGGCACUUUGGUCUCCUUAUAAUAUUCUAGCAAUGAUGAAUACUUUAGCUAUUCCAUCAGAAAAUCAUGCAGUAUUAAUGGAUACGUUACAUUUUUUGAACGCGUUGAUUGUCGUUAAUCCCGUUGUGAACCCACUUAUCUACGGCCUUUUCCAACGAAACUAA
Messenger RNA from Thelazia callipaeda (thelaziosis nematode), 882 nucleotides. The record is from the annotation of a GenBank genome assembly. NCBI's taxonomy places the organism in Eukaryota, Metazoa, Nematoda, Chromadorea, Rhabditida, Thelaziidae.